Molecule: messenger RNA, 588 nt
Organism: Alternaria metachromatica
Lineage: Eukaryota; Fungi; Ascomycota; Dothideomycetes; Pleosporales; Pleosporaceae
Exons: 2
Coding region: 1-588 (195 amino acids)
Source: RefSeq, a predicted model, not a curated record
AUGGAGACCAACGCUUCUUCCGCGGAAUUCCUAGGUGACGAGACUGAAGCAAACAUCACUGUCAGAAACCAGCUCGAGUCGCAGCUUCUCCGCCUCCCCGCUGAGCUACGAAAUCAGAUCUACGCCUACGUCGGCCUUUCAACUACUAUUCGCGUCUUCACCCUCCUCUGGUCAUCAACUAUUUCGUGGGAUGACGCUAAAGAACUCAAAUUCCAGCGCCCUAACCUCCUCAGCACGUGCAAGCAAGUCCGCCAAGAAGCUACAACGCUGAUAUGCAAACACGCCGUUUUCGACUUGGUCGGCUGCGACGCCGGCCUGUUGCUCAUUCCUCGUCGCAGCCAAGACUUCUUCGAGUUCGUCACCUCAAUCCGGAUUGCGAGAGAUUUCGCCAUGGUUAAGCCCUCGAAACCUAAAGCUAGUGCAAAUGGCACAGUGUACAAGCCUCUUACUAGAUGGCUGCCGAAUCUGGAGAGGGUUUAUGUUGAGUCGACGGGAUGGACUCAUCGCGGGGGACGUAUUAGAGCCAGGGCGAGUCUGAAAAGUCGGUGUGGGAAUGAUUCCCUCGAGGUCAUCAUCGUGGAUAAGUAG